CAUCCCGCGAAAAACAAAUAUGGCGCCAGUGGCUAUCAAAUUUGUUGUUUCUUUUUCUUCACAGGACGACCAUCACAAGGUGCAGAAUCUUGUUGGAGGAGAUGGUUUUAAGAAGUGGUUGUCUCACCCUAAAGAGAAGUCAGGGCAGAUACAAGCAAUCUUUCAGCUUGAGGAACCCAGUCAGUUAGCCUACAUUGAUAUUGGCAGUCAGUGGUGUGGAAGCAUUGAGAUCAAAGUGGGUAAUUCUGACUGGCCUCAGAACAUGCUGUACAGAACUCUGGUCCCUACCUCAAGCCUGAUGACUCCAGUGGAAUGCAAGAUGGGACAGGGCAUUGUCAAGACGAGGAUGUUCUCUGCAGAGAACUUUGCACCUGGAGUAGCGGCUGAAAAGUGGGAUCGAGUCCAGGUGACCUGCCGGCAGCCUUAUCGUAAAGAUGUCCAAUAUGGUCUCUCCUUUGUGAGGAUCCGAGCAGCAGGUGGCAAGAUAAAAACAUCGGAUGGGAACGAGGAUGGUCCUCAUUUGGAGUUUCGAGAUAAAACAAGCUCAGUGGCAUCCAUUCAGAAGCACUUCUUUGGAUCAUCAAUAAACAAACAAAGUGCUUCUCCCGAUGUUGUAAAGUCUCGUCUCAUGAAGUUGGCUGGGUCCUCGGAGGGUGGGGUUGAAAUGGACGGGGCAUUGUCCAGAACGGCCAAGCUUGUAAUGGCAGCAUCAGAGAAUGCUGGCAAAUACAGCCCACAAGUCAGGGCAGGUCCAAGCAAAUCUGCCAGGGCUUCGCUUUUCUCUGAACAUCUAACACAGAAAUAUGGUUCAACUUUUGAAGAAGAACUGUGCGAGUUCUUAAGCUCAAUACAGAUGGAAAACAUUGAUUUGGACAAGGUGACUAUUGCAGAUUUGAGCCAUAAAUUUGAAAAAUUGAAGAAGCGAAAGCUAAGUCAAGAUGAGAAGAAACUGUUCAAGCAGCAGUGUGGGGACCAUAUCUGUGGCUUGUUUGACAAAGCCGAAACACAGAAUAGCACACAAGAGUUGUCUCCCCUUGCAUCUUCUUCUCGGUGUCAAGAAAGAGACAGUUCUAAUUCUUUUUCACCCAAAAGUUACAGAAAAUCAACAGAAAAGACACAUACAACACCAUCAGGUUGUAAAAGAAAGCUUGAAAAUGAAAAUGAAUUUUCUCGGACUCCAAAAAGUCUCAGGACACAGGGGUUUAAACCUAACCUACACACUUCCAACUCGUCCAAGUCAACCUUACUUCCCCAAACAAGUCUAAUUUCCCAUGUUCAAAAGACAUUUCAGCAAGAAGACAAUCUGAGCAAUGGCCAUUCUCCCAAAAGGCUGCCAUUUGCAUCAAAAGCACUUAAUACAAGUGUCGGUGCUGGUGAUACAAUCGGAACUCCGAAAACAAGGAAGAGAAGUAGGAAUGUUAAGGACGUUGGAGUUGACCGAGUUGAUACAUGUGAUCAGUGGUUGUCUAAGGACAAGGGGAAGGUCAGUGCUAGUGAGUCAGUGACAAACUCCACACAAGCUGGUUCUAAUCCCGGUACACCAAGACCCUCGGGUUCAACUAAAGCUACAAGAGCAGAAACAACACCUAGGCUGUCUGCAGCUUCUGGAGCUUCCCAAACCCCAGGAAAUGGAGGACGUAAAAAUAAAUGUGGAGGAAAUAUAUCUAGACGAUCGAACCAAGACUCAGGUUACGGUGACUAUGUCAGCUGUCCGUCAUGUAAAGGUAAUGUUCCAGAACGUAUAUAUUCCCAGCAUGCCCGGACCUGUAACAUGGGACAAGAGUGGUCUACAGCUGCACCAACAUCUCCCAGCAGAUACACACAAGCACCUGUCGAUGAUGCCUACACUGUCGUAGAUGACAGCGCUGACUCCGAUGUUGUCUUCACACAUGAUGCAGAGAGCUUUGUGGAGUGUCCCCUGUGUGGAGACUGGUUCCCAUCAGAUGUUAUUACAGUUCAUGCUGAUGUGUGCGCUACUGCCAUGGAGUUUGCAUGAUGUGAUAAUUGGUGAUGGAUAUAUGCUGUAUACCAUAGCAAACUGUGAUAUGUCAUUUACACAUCAUUCAAUGAUUUUCUUACUCGAAAUAUUUUGAUUACUACUUGGGCUGUAUUGAACUGUAUCCAUUCAUGAAUUCAAUUUGUUAUUCGCAAAUAAAAUAUUCUGUUUUUCCUUGAA
Molecule: messenger RNA, 2176 nt
Organism: Haliotis rubra (blacklip abalone)
Lineage: Eukaryota; Metazoa; Mollusca; Gastropoda; Lepetellida; Haliotidae
Exons: 9
Coding region: 20-1996 (658 amino acids)
Biological process (GO): single strand break repair; base-excision repair
Cellular component (GO): nucleus
Molecular function (GO): damaged DNA binding
Source: RefSeq, a predicted model, not a curated record